GGAAAAAACAACAACACAGGUACAACUAACUUUGUGUUUCAUAAUCAAAUUGAAAUUGCUUGUUAAUUUGUGAUAAUUUCUUUUAAUUGGAGAAAUUUGAUACAGAUUUUGACAAGCAGGAGGAACAUAUUGUUUUCCAUAGGAAAGGAAACAGUUUAAAGAUUGUAUAAUUAUGUAUACUAAUUCAUCUACAAGUAGCCUUCUAACACUGCAAACACUGGGCUUAUAUAGCACAGAUAUCUAUCCAGCAUUUGUAUUUGGAACACUUACCUAUUUAAUUAUUAUGUUUUCCAAUUUGUUGGUGUUAACAGUCAUCGCUAUGAAUAAAAAACUACACAAGCCCAUGUUUAUCCUGCUGUUCAACUUGCCCAUUAGUGACAUAGUGGGUGCAACGGCUUUUUUUCCUCAUCUCAUUUUUAGCAUUGUGGCAGAGAACAGACUUAUUUCCCACCAUGCAUGUAUUUUUCAGGCUUUUCUGAUUCAUGUUUAUGGUACAGGAAAUUUGCUCAUCUUGAGUGCCAUGGCAUAUGACAGAUAUAUUGCUAUAUGUUUUCCACUGAGGUAUACAACCAUUAUGAAUUCACAUAAUUUAAUGAAAAUGAUUGUUAUAACAUGGUUCAUAAAUUUGUCAAUGAUGUUUACAUUGUUUAUUCUGCUUGUACGUUUCAAAACAUGCAGAACAAACAUUGUAGAUUUUUACUGUAACAAUCAGUCAUUAGUAAAAUUAAUCUGUGACAACACCAGUGUGAACGACUACUAUGGAUUAGGAACUAUAUUCCUGCUUAUGGGAGGCCCGUUGGCACUAAUUUUGUACACAUAUGCACAGAUCUUGCGUACAUGUGUCAUUACUAAUCAUACAGAUGCCCGGCAAAAAGCCAUUCAGACAUGUGCUACACAUUUAAUUGUUUUCUUAAGCUUACAAAUCAACACUGUCUUUGCAUUGAUUUCUCACCGCAUCGACAGCUCAUCCCCUGUUCUGAGAAGAGCAUUUGGUGUGUCUGUUCUAAUUUUUCCCCCUUUACUUGAUCCUAUUAUAUACGGACUGAAAACUAAAGAACUAAAGCAAUGCAUAGUAAUGUUUCUAAAACGAAAUGUGGGUUUAACAAUGUAGCCACUUUUCCGAUUGA
Messenger RNA from Haplochromis burtoni (Burton's mouthbrooder), 1127 nucleotides. Its product is annotated as olfactory receptor 51E2-like. NCBI's taxonomy places the organism in Eukaryota, Metazoa, Chordata, Actinopteri, Cichliformes, Cichlidae. The transcript has a single exon. Gene Ontology annotation, molecular function: G protein-coupled receptor activity; olfactory receptor activity. The record is from RefSeq and is a predicted model, not a curated record. Gene Ontology annotation, cellular component: membrane. The coding region runs from base 173 to 1111 and encodes 312 amino acids. Gene Ontology annotation, biological process: G protein-coupled receptor signaling pathway.